Messenger RNA from Girardinichthys multiradiatus, 9220 nucleotides. It is a transcript of the gene mast2, whose product is annotated as microtubule associated serine/threonine kinase 2. The record is from RefSeq and is a predicted model, not a curated record. Lineage: Eukaryota; Metazoa; Chordata; Actinopteri; Cyprinodontiformes; Goodeidae. Gene Ontology annotation, molecular function: protein serine/threonine kinase activity; ATP binding; protein binding. Gene Ontology annotation, cellular component: microtubule cytoskeleton. The transcript is spliced from 32 exons. Gene Ontology annotation, biological process: intracellular signal transduction; peptidyl-serine phosphorylation. The coding region runs from base 766 to 6510 and encodes 1914 amino acids.
UUUAUUUUGGUAACCCCGCACCGGAAAUGCCUUCCUUCCUACUGUUAGCUUGACGCCGCUUUGACCCGCAGACCGACAGUGUCAGAGUCAGGAAACAGACGGAACCGAGCCGAGCCGAGCCGAGCCGCCGCAGCUUAUCAGGGAGAUUUACCAGUGUCCCCGCGCGGAGCUCAGGGUUUAUCCGAAGAUGGAAGAUCCUCCCGGGGGGAAAGACAGCGUCUGAACAGGAACCGCCGUGAAACCGUCCGUUAGAAACGGGCUGGUUUAUCCCUGAGGUUGCGGUCGUUUUAGGCAGGUAGAUGUUAGCAGGCACCUCGACUAGCCGUUCAGUUCGCUGCCCUGUUUCCACCAGUACUUAACUAACAGGUUAACUAACUAACUAGCAGCCUAUGGUGGCUGCGGUGGCCGAGCUGCUGUUCAGGGCGGGAAUGGAUAUUUUUCACCUCCCAACCGUUGAAAUACACGUGUGAACCGAUCCGGUUUAUUCCCGGGUUAUUGUCUUCAAGGAGACAACGGCGGCUGCUGCUUCAGCUCCUCUCCAGAUGUGGAGCCAGGCUCGGGCUCGGUAUGACUUCUGAGCGGACAUGGCGGGCUGGAGGAACCUCCCGAGAGGACUCUUAGCUCCACAGACUGAAUCCAGAUGUGAGUUUUGUUUUGACCGUUUGGUGUCACUGAGGCGAACAGCAGCCCUCUGAGAGAAGGCUUCACCGCAACAGAUUAGGCUGAUAACUUUGACAUAAACCAGGUUUUUACUUCGAAGAGGAGAUGAAGAGGACGGAAAAUAAAAACAAGAGGAAGCUGUGUAGUUUGGAGCAGCAGAGGAGCAGAGAGGAGCAGAAAGAUGAGAAGGAGUUUGCAGCUCCUCCCCCUCUGCUGUUCAGGAAGCUGAGUAAUCCCGACCUGUCGCCCGCGGCAACCACCGCUACAAAGUCCAAACUGCACCGACAGCUGAGCCAGGAUGAGAGCCGGGCCCGACGCAGCAGCCUGGCCAUGACCGGGAAGCAGCUGCUGCCUCUGUCCUGCAGCCUGCACGCCGGAGUGAGCCAGCUGGCCUUGCAGGGGCCCCCUGGAGCCCUCGGAGGGCCGUCAGGAGGCGGAGGAGACGGGAACAACCUGGUGCGGAUGAGGAGUCAGGUUCUGGGGCAGUCUGCGCCCUCGCUCACUGGACUGAAGGAGUUGAGCCUUCCCAGAAGAGGCAGUUUCUGUCGAGCGAGCAACAGGAAGAGUUUGAUUGUGACGUCCAGCACCUCCCCGACUCUUCCUCGACCGCACUCACCUCUGCACGGACACACAGGCACCAGCCCACUGGACAGCCCUCGCAACUUCUCCCCCAACACAGCUGCACAUUUCUCCUUCGUUCCUGCUCGGAGCCACGGACACAGAGCCGACAGGACUGAUGGCCGACGCUGGUCUCUGGCCUCGCUGCCCUCCUCUGGGUACGGCACCAACACCCCCAGCUCUACUGUCUCCUCCUCCUGUUCAUCUCAGGAGAAGCUCCACCAGCUGCCCUUCCAGCCCACCCCAGACGAGCUGCACUUCCUCACCAAACACUUCAGCUCUGAGAGCAUUACGGACGAGGAGGGCCGCCGCUCCCCCGCCAUGAGACCGCGCUCCCGCAGCCUCAGCCCUGGACGCUCGCCGCUCUCCUUCGACCAUGAGAUCAUGAUGAUGAACCAUGUCUACAAGGAGCGCUUCCCUAAGGCGACGGCUCAAAUGGAGGAGCGUCUGGCCGAGCUGCUCGCCUCCUCGGCCCCGGAUAAGGUCCGCCCACUGGCCGACGGCGUCCUGAGCUUCAUCCACCACCAGCUGAUCGAGCUGUCCAGAGACUGCCUGGAGAAGAGCCGCGAGGACCUCAUCACCUCCCGCUACUUCUACGAGCUGCAGGAGAACCUGGAGAAGCUGCUGCAAGACGCUCACGAGCGCUCAGAGAGUGAGGAGCUGACCUUUGUCACACAACUGGUGAAGAAGCUAAUGAUCAUCAUCGCCCGGCCAGCCCGACUCCUGGAGUGUCUGGAGUUUGAUCCAGAAGAGUUUUACCACCUGCUGGAAGCAGCUGAAGGCCAUGCCAAAGAAGGUCAGGGCAUCAAGAGCGACAUCCCGCGCUACAUCAUCAGCCAGCUCGGCCUCACCAGGGACCCUCUGGAGGAAAUGACCCAGCUGAGCAGCUACGACAGCGGGAACCCAGAAACCCCGGAAACCGACGACUCUGUGGAUAGCCAAAGUACCACCGUCCCUGCAGCUCCUCCACAGGCUAAAACCAAAACCCCUCGAGAGGAGGACUUUGACACCAUCAAGCUCAUCAGCAACGGGGCUUAUGGGGCUGUGUAUCUGGUGCGUCACAAGGAAACCAGGCAAAGAUUCGCCAUGAAGAAGAUCAACAAGCAGAACCUGAUCUUGAGGAACCAGAUCCAGCAGGCCUUCGUGGAGCGGGACAUCCUGACCUUUGCUGAGAACCCGUUUGUUGUCUCCAUGUUCUGCUCGUUCGAGACCCGGAGACACCUCUGCAUGGUGAUGGAGUACGUGGAGGGUGGAGACUGCGCCACGCUGCUGAAGAACAUCGGAGCUCUGCCCGUCGACAUGGCUCGGAUGUACUUCGCCGAGACCGUCCUGGCGUUGGAGUACCUCCACAACUACGGCAUCGUGCACCGAGACCUCAAACCUGACAAUCUUCUCAUCACGUCACUGGGACACAUCAAGCUGACGGACUUCGGCCUCUCCAAGAUCGGCCUGAUGAGUUUGACCACCAACCUGUACGAAGGACACAUCGAGAAGGACACCAGAGAGUUCCUGGACAAGCAGGUGUGCGGCACACCAGAGUACAUCGCCCCGGAGGUGAUCCUGCGUCAGGGCUACGGCAAGCCGGUGGACUGGUGGGCGAUGGGGGUCAUCCUGUAUGAGUUCCUGGUGGGCUGUGCGCCGUUCUUCGGAGACACGCCGGAGGAGCUGUUUGGUCAGGUCAUCAGUGAUGAGAUCGUGUGGCCAGAGGGCGACGAGGCGCUGCCUCAGGACGCUCAGGACCUCAUCUCAAGGCUGCUCCGACAGAAUCCUCUGGAGAGACUUGGGACAGGAGGAGCCUUUGAGGUGAAGCAGCACCCGUUCUUCACGGACCUGGACUGGAACGGGCUGCUGAGACAGAAAGCCGAGUUCAUCCCUCAGCUCGAGUCCGAGGACGACACCAGUUACUUUGACACUCGUUUGGACCGGUACCACCACGUGGAUUCAGAGGAAGAAGAUGACACCAACGAUGAUGAACAUGUAGAGCUACGACAGUUCUCCUCCUGCUCGCCUCGCUUUAGCAAGGUGUACAGCAGCAUGGAGCGCCUGUCUCUCCACGAGGAGAAGAGGACUCCUCCUCCCACCAAGCGCAGCCUCAGUGAGGAAGGAGGAGAUCGCAUCGACAGCCUGAGCGGACUCAAAUCCCGGGAUCGAUCUUGGCUGGUUGGAUCUCCAGAGAUUCUGCGGAAGCGUCUGUCCGUCUCGGAGUCGUCCCACACGGAGAGUGACUCCAGCCCUCCUCUGACGGUCAGGAGGCGCUGCUGCUCCGCCAUCAUCGAGAUGCCACGCUUCGCCAUCUCCGCUGAGGAGGAUGGAGCUCAAGGGGGCGCCGGGAGCAGAAAGAGUCCCAGUCUGCUGGGUCCAAACGCAGUGAGGGGCCCGCGCUCCGAGGAGCUCCCGCUCACCAUCCCAGAGCUCCCAGUGGAGAGGGAGCUGAAGCUGGACGAGUCUCCCACCACACCGAGCUCCACCUACAGCCAGCUGAGCAAGUCAACACUUACACCGGGCAGCUCCGGGGACGUCAGUGAACGAACAAACGGCGGCGCAGCGACCAAACCGGCUGCAAACGGCGACUCUCCGUCCACUCCAAAGGCCAUCAGCGACCUGGCGGCUCGCAGGGCUCGCCAUCGCCUCCUGUCCGGAGAGGCAGACAAACAGGCGACGAGCCCCAGCCCCCGGCCGUUCACCAAGGUCAUCAAGUCGGCCUCAGCCAACACGCUGUCGCUGGUGAUCCCUGGAGAUCAUCACGGAGCAUCCCCAUUGGCCAGCCCGAUGUCUCCUCACUCACUGUCGUCCAAUCCGUCGUCCCGGGACUCCUCUCCAAGCCGCGACCUGUCCCCGGCCGUGACCAACAUCAAACCCGCCAUCGUGAUCCACAGAGCGGGGAAGAAGUACGGCUUCACCCUGAGGGCCAUCCGGGUCUACAUGGGAGACACGGACAUCUACACCGUACAUCACAUGGUCUGGCAUGUGGAGGAGGGGGGUCCGGCACACGAGGCGGGGCUCAGGGAGGGCGACCUGAUCACCCAUGUGAACGGCGAGCCGGUCCACGGUCUGGUUCACACUGAGGUGGUGGAGCUCAUUCUGAAGAGCGGAGCCAAAGUGUCCAUCGCCGCCACCCCGUUUGAAAACACGUCCAUCAAAGUCGGCCCGGCCCGCAAGACGAGCCACAAGUCCAAGAUGGCGAGACGCAUGAAGAAAACGAAGAACAAGGAGGGACAGGACAGCAAGAAGAAGACGUCUCUGUUUAGGAAGAUCACCAAGCAGGCGUCGCUCCUCCACACCAGCCGCAGUCUGUCCUCCUUGAACCGCUCGCUGUCGUCAGGGGAGAGUGGCCCCGGCUCACCAACUCAUAACCUGUCGCCACGGAGCCCCACGCAGGGCUACAAGUCCACACCAGACUCCGCCCCCUCAGUUGGAGGAAACUCGUCCCAGAGCAGCUCCCCCAGCUCCAGCGUUCCCAACUCCCCAGCGAGCUCCGGACACAUCCGACCCAGCUCCCUGCACGGCCUCGCCCCGAAGCUCCAGCGCCAGUACCGCUCCCCCCGUCGCAAGUCUGCGGGUAAUAUUCCCCUCUCCCCUCUGGCCCGUACACCUUCCCCCACCCCCCAAGGCAGCUCCCCUCAGCGCUCCCCGUCUCCGCUCCCCAACCACACCGUGGGUCAGUCCUUUCCCGUGAAGCUCCACUCCUCCCCUCCACUGGUCAGGCAGAUCUCCAGGCCCAAGAGCGCCGAGCCGCCGCGCUCACCGCUCCUCAAGAGGGUCCAGUCAGCUGAGAAACUCGCUUCCUCACUCUCCAGCUCCCCUUCAUCUCCUGCCGCCGUGGGAGGAGCAGUGGGAGCAAUGGUGGGAAGUCGAAAACACAGUCUGGACAUCUCCCAUUCGGAGUUUAAGAAGGAGAUUCUGCAAAGGGAGCCGAGCUUACAGAGCCUUCAGGAGUCGGCCAGCGAGGGGCUGCUGUCAUCAGCUGGGCGUGGCGUGGAGAAGGGCAGCCUGCACAAGCAUGCCUCCUCAUCCAGGAAACUAGGCCGUCAGGAAGGGGAUGGUGCCCUCAGCUCGGUGACCGGAUCACUCGGUCUAAGCCCCGGGAAAAGCAAGCUGAAAGACAAACUAUCUGCCAUCCGACAAGACCGAGCCGAGCGGCGGGAGUCACUGCAGAAACAAGACGCCAUCCACGAGGUGGACUCCUCAGAAGACGAGACGGACGAAGGCUCAGAAGACAGCCAGGACGGACGCAGGGUGGCCACCUUCACCCCACCCCCCCUGCUGAGGCCCACCUCGGUGAGGACAGGCCCCGGUGGCACACUGCCGUCCCUUUGCCUCUCCCCCUGCACCCCCCACGCCACCUUCUGCCACACAGGGCCGCAUCAGGUUGGCAGGAUGACCCCUUCCAUCACAGACCAGAAGCCAACUCACAGUGGCACCUCUGGAGCCGGAAAAGAUGGAAGUUCGGUCUCAUCUGCAGUAGGGGCAGACAAACUGGAGAGGAAUGUUCCAGAACUGAGCGGAUCCUCUAAACCCACCCAGGUUCCCCUCCCCUUCUCCACCCCCGGCAGCGCGUUCAUCUCGGUCAGCAAGCCAACCCCCCAACAAGAGCCCCAGAUUUCAUCCAAUCAGAGUCAGCAGAGACCCAUAGCGCCGCCUGCUGUUAGCUCUUUAAGUUCCCCCGAUUGUAGAACCACAGAGACCCGGGAACCCCCCCGCGCCUCCUGCUCCUCCCCCGGCAUUCCUAAAGAGAAAAAAGAGGCAGAUAACAGGAGGCUUUGUGCAGCUGCAGCCACUGCUGGUCCAAGCACCUCCUCUUCAUCAGUCUCCACGCCAACCUCAGGCCACCCGGCCCCGCCCACUGAGAGUGGCAUGGACAGGGUCGUGUCUCAGCUUGCUACAGUAGCGAAGAGCGUCCUGGCUCCCGUCAAGCUCGUCACGUCUUCAGACAAAACCACAAAGGACCAGAAACCUGUGGCUGCCUCCCAGUCCUCACACCCGUCCCUCAGCAAACCCAAGAUGGACCGCACAGCUUCCUUGACCAAAUCCUGUACCCAGAGAGACUCUGCAGUGCCACAAUCCUGCAGGGACCCAUCAGAACGACCCACAUCAGGGGCCGCCACUUCUACCCCAGAAUCAAACUCUACCACAUCCACUGUGACUUCUGAGCCACAGGUCCGAAGGUCAGAACCCCCCGCAACAACUCCCAGCACCACACCGGCCUCCUCUCAGCACGGCAGGAAGACGUAGUUGCAGAACGGGUCGCUCCACUCCGAGCUGCACCUUCAGAAUAACACUGAUCCGGUACUUUUAUCAGACUGAUGGAAGUCGAGCUCCAUUCUGACUGUUUUUAUGUUCAUGUGAGUUACAUCAGUGUUGUGACUUCUCUUCUAGCCAAGGCGAUACAUAAGGGGCUGCAAAUCUAAACAGCUGGCUGGUUCUGAAAACACUGAUAGACGUUUCUGCACUGACCCGUUAAUGACGUCUGCCUUUUCCAGAAUCAUCCGGUCACGACCUGGGAACGUUUUCACGCCAGCAUGAAGUUUAAAUGGAUCUGCGUCAUGAUGAGAACCACCACAACUAACCUGACUCUGCAGUGCUUCUGUUUGCUGACUGCAGGCUAAACUCUGGACCAGACCAUUUCGGGUCAAGCGUUAGAUUGUUAGUGAUGAGGUCAAUCAGAACAUAUUUAGAUUAUAAACGUCAGAAAACGAUGAUGAUCGUGUAGCUGCUGAACAUUUAACAGUUUAUGAAUCGACCGGAACCUCUGAGUAUCUGAAGCUGUCGAACUCAGAUCCGCUUCAGCAUGUAGGGAAAACAAAGGUUCAAACUCCCAACAAACAAGUCUGAUUAUCGCCCUCUGUAGGCCAAAAAUUCCUCUUUAAAUUCUGAACAGACAGAACAGGGUCCAGAUCAGCCCACACCUGCCUCUCCCACUUGUGUUUCAUAUCCAAGCCUUUUUGUUUAUUAUAUUCUAAAAACUGUAUUAAAUUUUGUUUCCAUUUAUUUUAGUUCUGAUUGUCCGUUGGGUCAUUUGACCCUGAGUGACCUCCUGCUGGUUAAUUUUGCCAAAGAACCUUUCCUUACAGAAGUAAAAUAAGGAAAACUGACUCUAAGUCCUAAAGAUUAUCUUUAAAGGCAUGAAAUGUUUCAAGGAAACAUGGCGUCGUUGCAUCAUCUUCACUGAAAAAAUAUUUAGUACAGCCUCUAAAAUAGACAUCUGUACCAAAUGAAUUCAGGUUUCCUAACAGCUAACGACCACCAGGGGGCAGCUCUCGUGGCUGCAGCAGUAAGUAGGCGAGGACUUUCUCACCACUCUGACUGGUUUGUAUUUAAAGGAACAUUUAUCUAUCAUGUCUAUGAUUGUUUGUUUACUUCUGGUAGUUCUUCACCCAACUGUCCUCGUUAAAAGAGGAAAUGUCCCUUUAAAUCAGAGUAACAUGAGAAUAAAGACCUGAAUAAAUCUUCAGCUGAAGCUACGUUGCCUUUAACAGGCAGCUGCUGGACCUGCAGCUCGUUGUCAUAGCGCCACCUUGUUGCCAUUGGCUCACGUAGCUUUUAAUGCAAACAUCUUCUAGUAAGUCUCCUGCAGCCUACUUAGUCAGAACUCAGAAGUCCAGUCUGUUAGCUUGACUGCACCCAGAGCGUCAGAACCUCAGAUCGGAUCUUCGAACCGCCGUCUGUUUAAUUUUCAGCCCUGUCCAGUUUCAUUUGGACCAACUUGCUGUAUUUUGCCUCUAAUCCUGUGAAGUUACCAGGCUUUACUUUGUGUGUGUGUGUGUGUGUGUGUGUGUGUGUGUGUGUGUGUGUGUGUGUGUGGACGUCAGUGCAUGGUUGUAUCUCUGUAUACGAGUAUUUAAGGUUGUGUUGUAUACCCUCUGUGUGUGUUUUAGGGUUAACGCUGUUCGGGAAUUUCUUGUAAAACUCUUUAAAGAGUUUUUCGGAUUCGUUCAAACAAAUCUCCGAUAAAUCAGAUUCUGUUUGGACCUGACGGCUCUGAUCUGUUGUUUAAUUUAGCUGGUUUGGUUUCCUCAUGUUGUGAUCCAGAGAGCAGGACUGAGAUAAGUCCAGCUCUGAUUGUCCUAUAUUUACGUGUUCUUCAUCUCUCCCAGUGGGUUUAUUGUGUCCCGCUAACUGAUCAGGCUGUUCACGGCGCUGCUUCUGCCUGAACUCGGACUCUUGGCAUGUUGUAAACGACUUUCAUGACGAUCUGCCACGUUCUGCCGUCUGUUGGUCUGCUCAGAGACAGAAACAAGCCAAGGUGGGACGAACCGACCUGGAGCAGAGAUCCGGUUUCUGAAAGUUAGUUCAUCAGCAGGCAGGACCUUCCUACCCUAAAACUCUACGUUUCUUACUUCAUUUGCUGCAUAAUUAGGAUUUAGUUUUUGCAGCAUGAACUGCAGAGAGAACUCACCAUCGUAUCCUCCGGAUCCUUGGUUCAUAAUUAUAUAUGACGGUAAAAACUAUUUCAUCAAAAUGAAUCUGAAUCAUUUGCCUGCAGGUCCAGAUUGAACCUUGAGUAAACAGGCCUGAUGUUAGGGGUUCCCCAAAGAGGAACCAUCACAUUUCAUUAUUCACAGCAAAGUCUGGCUGGAGAGACUUCCUGAACAAAGUUUAAACAUCUCCAAACUCAUUCAGGAAGUCGCAUCAGUCGAGGAAAAAUGAAACCGGUUUGUGUUUCUCGUUUCGUCCUGCUCUCCACAUUUCUGUCACUGAGGAGCUUCCCCUCACCUCCGACUCUGAGCAUCAGGAUGGGGAGGAAGAUGAUGAAGAGCUGGGAGAUGAACCCCAAACAAACAUUUAAAGAAAAAAGACUUUUACUGAUUCCUGAAGCUGAAGAAGAGGAGAGAAGAACGUUGCUAGAGUAAAACCAGUGCAAUAUGUUUUAUUUGAUCAUGUGGUAAAAAGCAUGUUGUUGUCAACCUUACCUUACAACAAUAAUAAAGUUUUUUUAUCAAUA